AUGGUGCUUAUUAGCUCGCCAGCACAGAAGGAACUAUGGCCUGUAUAUGCCGUGAUCAUCAUGGAAAACUUACCGAUGGUUUCUCCAGACGUUUCCCAGCUUGUUCGACUCUGCAAGCGGAGAUCCAGUGCUGAUGACCGCCAUGCUCGCCUUCCUCUCGCGACGCCAGCAGCCGCGCCUGAGCCCUCCGUGACGUCAGAAGUCGUUGUUGCCGCGCUUUCACUGCAGAUCUCGAGCCCCGGUGUCGACACCGACCGUCCCCCUGACGCCGCAGCAACCCGCAAGCCCGCACCUCCACCUGCAGAGCCCGUGAGCCUCGCCUGUGCUGCCACUGCCCGAUCUGCAAUAGCCGCGACCCGACGCCCCUGCGGUUUCGCUUUCAGCCGCGACCUGACGCCACCGGAGCCCACACUGCUGGUCUGCUUGCCUCCGCCUGACGCUCAGCCACUGCCGCGCUGCUGUCCCUGCCGUGACCCGACGCCACCGGAGUCCACACCGCCGCUGCGCGCCUCCACCCGACGCUGCGCGCCUCCACCCAACGCCCUACAGCAGGCCUCGCUCCACCACCACCAGCAACUCGCGCCUCCGCCCGCCUGCUGGUCCCCCUCGCCGGAGCUCCUCGCCGGCGUCUUCCCUCCGCCGGAGCUCCGACUGGCGUUGCCUCCUUAG
Molecule: messenger RNA, 669 nt
Organism: Eucalyptus grandis
Lineage: Eukaryota; Viridiplantae; Streptophyta; Magnoliopsida; Myrtales; Myrtaceae
Product: formin-like protein 6
Exons: 2
Coding region: 1-669 (222 amino acids)
Source: RefSeq, a predicted model, not a curated record